CCGCACUUCAUGCCUUUAUAGAGUGACGCCAUCUGACAACACCAUUUUAAUUUUUAGUGUGUUCACUACGAUUCAUCCACAUAACAUUUCUUUUCCCCUCCAUCUCUCUCUAUAAAUCCUCUCCCAUUUCCCUCCUUCCCUUCACUGUUCCAUCCCCUUCAUUUUUUGCCGUUUCUUUCUUUUAUUUCUUUUUUCUCUCCAAUUCAAUUUCCUUCAAUGGCCGAGGAAUUUCAAGAAUCCGAGAUAAUCUUCGCCGACAGCAAUGACAACUGCUUCGAUUUCAAGGAGAUGAUUGUGUCUCCGGCGACGACGGUUAAGUCGAGCAAGAAAAGGAACAAGAAGAAGAAGAAGAUGGCGAAUUCAGUGCCGGUGAGUAUUCCCGAGAUCUUCAGCCGGUUUAGGGAUAACGAAGACGAUAAUCAUCAGGCUGUUGAAGAUGAAGAAGAGGAGGAAUGGAAUGAUGAAGAUGGGGAAUUGGUUCCGCCGCACGUGAUCGUAGGGCGGAGAAUCGCCGGUCAGAUGGCGUUCUCGGUGUGUACGGGCAAUGGAAGAACUCUUAAAGGGAGGGAUUUGAGUCAAGUCAGGAAUUCAAUUCUCAGGAUGACCGGAUUCUUAGAAACUUGAUUAAUUAAUUAGACGCGGUCCAUUUUAUUAUAUUUUACAUUAAUUCUUAGAUGUUGAGAGAGAAAAAAAAAAAUUUGAGGGAGAUGUGGAGAAACUGUUUUUAAUUUCCCUUCUUACGUUCUCCUUGUAAUUUCUUUUUUUUUUAAAAAAAAUUUACAAAAGAAGAAAAAUCUCUAAUGUAAUAAUUAGUUCCAUAUUCAAUAUUAUUGUAAUUGACAAAAAAACAAAAACUGGAAAUUAGAAAUUUUAGAAUAGAUGGAUUAAUUUUUAUGAUGAUUA
Messenger RNA from Ziziphus jujuba (common jujube), 903 nucleotides. Its product is annotated as protein S40-1. Bases 217 to 624 code for a protein of 135 amino acids. The record is from RefSeq and is a predicted model, not a curated record. The transcript has a single exon. NCBI's taxonomy places the organism in Eukaryota, Viridiplantae, Streptophyta, Magnoliopsida, Rosales, Rhamnaceae.